Molecule: messenger RNA, 1777 nt
Organism: Mytilinidion resinicola
Lineage: Eukaryota; Fungi; Ascomycota; Dothideomycetes; Mytilinidiales; Mytilinidiaceae
Product: vacuolar calcium ion transporter-like protein /H(+) exchanger
Exons: 5
Coding region: 275-1534 (419 amino acids)
Biological process (GO): calcium ion transmembrane transport; intracellular calcium ion homeostasis
Cellular component (GO): fungal-type vacuole membrane
Molecular function (GO): calcium:proton antiporter activity
Source: RefSeq, a predicted model, not a curated record
GCAAAGCCACCUAAGAGUCUGCCCGCCGAGGCUUGUCAUUUCUGCUUCACCAGCCAUGAGUGAGUCCUCGCCACACUAGCACCACCAUCCCCCAUCCCGCUCCCAUCACCACAUUCGGCUCUCUUUGUCUAUCCACCCACGAAACCCUCUUUCCAAGCAUUCUGUGGCUCUGGGCAGCCACGCACUGCCAGGCGCAGCACUCUUGUCAUCAAAUAAUAUAAGGAAGCAGUUUCACCACCACGGUCGCCAUCCUAGCGGCACCCGGACUCCAAGUAUGCCAUUUCCUCCAAACGGCACUGCCGAUGAAAACACGCCUCUUGUCUCGCACUCGAACGACUACGAGUCGCGCUGGUCCAGCUGGCCUAAAUACCUUGCCACGACUACCUGGAAGACGCUCGCCAGCAACUAUGUCAAUGUCUUCCUUGUCUUCGUGCCCGCAGGUAUCAUCUGCGGUGCGCUGCAUAUCAAUCCAACGGUGGUCUUCGUACUCAACUUCAUUGCGAUCAUUCCCCUCGCGGCACUACUAAGCUUCGCUACGGAAGAGCUUAGCGCGAAGCUAGGACAGACUCUGGGUGGACUCAUGAAUGCGACAUUUGGAAAUGCUGUAGAAUUGAUUGUAUCAAUUGUGGCGCUCCGUGAAGGCGAGAUCAGGAUUGUUCAGUCUAGCAUGCUUGGUAGCAUUUUGUCGAACAUCCUCUUGGUACUAGGCUGCUGCUUCCUCGCUGGUGGACUCCGCUACAGAGAGUCGACUUUCAAUGGCACAGUAGCGAGCACCAUGUCCUCGCUCAUGGCCGUAGCCAGCGCCUCGCUCAUAAUACCAGCUACCCUGUACGCAGCUCUACGCUCCUCGAAGGAUGAAACCGAGAAGAAUAUCUUGAUGCUGUCCCACGGCACCGCUAUUAUCCUGCUCAUUCUCUAUAUCCUAUACCUCUACUUCCAACUCUUCAGCCACGCGGAUCUCUUCGAUGUGGAAGCGCAGGACGGCGAUGACGCUGAGGGCCACAAAGACGGCGAAGUUCUUUCCCCUAUCGCGGCCGCCGUUGCUCUCGUUCUUGUUACUGUCCUCGUCGCCGUUUGCGCCGAAUACCUUGUCGACAGCAUCGACUCCCUUGUCCAAACUGCGCACAUCUCCAAGACCUUCAUCGGUCUCGUACUCCUCCCAAUCGUCGGCAACGCCGCUGAGCAUGUCACGGCCGUCGUUGUCGCAUACAAGGGCAAGAUGGACCUGGCGAUCAACGUUGCUAUCGGCUCGUCCCUCCAAAUCGCCCUCUUUGUCACCCCAUUCCUAGUCGUUCUUGGCUGGAUCAUUGGCCAGCCUAUGACGCUGCACUUCCAGGGCUUCGAGACGGUUGUGCUUUUCAUUUCAGUUCUGGUAGUCAACUACCUCAUCCAGGACGGGAAGAGCAACUACCUGGAGGGUGCGAUGUGUAUUGGAACAUACACCAUCAUCGCGCUCGCGUUCUACGUCUACCCCGACGACGCGAACGGCAACCUCGGAAGCAACUUCAUUGCAAAGUUCUUCGGAACCAAAUAAGAACCCCCACAUCCUAGGCUUCCAGCCCUAAUUCUCCUUUUCUGUGUUUCCUUUGUGGUAUAUACCUUGUCUCUUCUAUCAGAAUGUGUGGGCCCGGCGUGCCCGUUGUAUUUAUACAUCAUAUCAUGGCUAGUUCUUCUGGAAACGCGGGUAUCGGUGUUUUCUUUGGUUAGGUGGGCUCUUGGGGUCGAAAAGUAUGUAAAUAUCACCGGGUCUGUAGGUGGCUUGUAUAACUCUUAGGGG